AUGUGGAUAAAAAAGGUAUUGUUCACACAAGACGAAGACUGCGGUUAUCAACCACCUGUUUCAGAGCAUGUCGAUGCUAAUGAUGAAAACAUUGAUGACUUGGAGAAAAAAACGAUUCAAACAGAUAUUACUAUAGACACUGGAAAAAACACCGAAAAUACUGAAGACCAAGAGGUCCAACAUAAUGACAAGCUUGUUGAUAGUAACGGGGAAGAUGAGGCAGAAGAAGUUUGUAAUAGAGAAGUUGCAAAUACAAAUACUCAAUAUGAUGUGGUUCCUGCUGUACUAAAGUUUCAUGAUGUUGGUUACGUAGAAUUUGACGAAAUGACAAAGCUUCCGCGAGCAUCACAAAUUCUUCGCAAUGAAAUAAUUACUCUCGGAUCCUUAAGUUUUCAGCAUACAGACAAUCUAUCCUCAGUAUACGGAGAACGUUUGAUUACAUCGGCAUCGUUUAAACGUCAACUGGUGAAUGGAGAGGAAGUAAAUCGGUCAUGGCUGUUAUAUUCACCAAUCAAUAAAGCUGCCUACUGUUUCUGUUGUCUAUUAUUUACAUCAUGGACUUCAAAUUCGCGAGCUGCAAUUGGGUUAAGCAACGGUUUCAACAAGUGGAGAAAGCCAGAAAAACUAAAAUGUCUUGAAAACAAUCCUAGUCAUCGCAUGGCUUUUACUAAAUGGAAGGAAGCUGAACGACGGCUAGUUGGUGGUACAGGAAUUGAAGCAGUCGUUCAAGCGCAGAUUCAUUUAGAAAAACAACGCUGGCGGGGUGUAUUACAAAGAAUACUUAGCUGUAUUAAAUUUCUGGUUUCACAAAAUUUGGCACUACGUGGUCAUGAGGAAAGCUUGAAUGCCCAAAAUAAUAAAAAUAUUGGAAACUUUCUCGCGCUGAUCAAACUCGUUGCUUAG
Molecule: messenger RNA, 903 nt
Organism: Xenia sp. Carnegie-2017
Lineage: Eukaryota; Metazoa; Cnidaria; Anthozoa; Malacalcyonacea; Xeniidae
Exons: 2
Coding region: 1-903 (300 amino acids)
Source: RefSeq, a predicted model, not a curated record